UCGUUGUUCUGACGGAGAGAGAUCGUUUUAUGGUAAACUCGAUUGUGGCGCCCACUAGUGAAUUUUAAAUGGAGUUUUGUCUAGACUUGACUAAGUAGUAAACUGGCUCGACAUAUUUAUACGUGUAUGCAUACAUAUAUAGAUGUAUGAGUGAUGUUACUUUUUUAUAUAAAUUUAGGUGAAUAAAUAUCACGUGUUUUAUAAAUACUUUAUAUGAGUGCGACGAAGAUGAAAUGGGUGUAAAUAUUUAAAUGUGUGAUUGACAGAUACUUGACGCGCGUAUUUUUAUAUUUUGUGUUUUUUUAAAUUCUUCAAAAGUAGAUGGCAGUGUAAUUUUUUUUUUAAAUUGGAGUUUGUUUCAGUGAGAGAAUAAGGUUAUGUACACGUGUUUAAGUUUUUAAAUUUUAAAUUUGAAUUUUUAUUUUGGUAAUUAGUUUGAAUUGAAUUAAAUUAAAAAAAAAAAAAAUGCCAAAAGUUAAAACGGAAAAGAAGAGUCGGAUUCAUGAAAAAGUUGCUAGACAAGGUAUUUUAUUUAAUACGAAUCUUGGUCAGCAUAUUUUGAAAAACCCCAAGAUAAUCGAGAGUAUGGUAGACAAGGCAGCCGUGAGACCAACGGAUGUUGUAAUUGAAAUAGGACCUGGUACUGGAAACAUGACAAUGAAAUUACUUGAAAGAUGUAAGAAAGUAAUUGCUUUUGAAGUCGAUCCACGUAUGGUCGCUGAAUUACAGAAGCGUGUUCAGGGUACGCCUUUCAAAUCAAAAUUAGAAAUUCAAAUUGGUGAUGUACUGAAAGCUGACAGAUUACCUUUUUUUGAUCUGUGCGUUGCUAAUGUACCUUAUCAAAUAUCAUCACCAUUAAUAAGGAAAUUAUUAGUUCACAGACCAAUAUUCAGAUGCGCAGUACUGAUGUUCCAACAAGAGUUCGCUCUGAGGCUAGUAGCCAAACCUGGUGACCAUUUAUACAGCCGUCUUAGUGUCAAUACUCAGUUAUUAGCACGCGUCGAUUUAUUGUUAAAAGUUGGCAAAAAUAAUUUCCGCCCACCUCCUAAAGUUGAAUCGAGUGUCGUUAGAAUCGAACCACGUAACCCACCUCCAGCAAUAAAUUUCAAAGAAUGGGACGCCUUAACGCGAAUAGCAUUUGGUAGGAAAAAUAAAACACUACAGGCGUCAUUCAACGAAACUUGGGUGAUACUUUUGCUCACGGACAAUUAUAAAACUCAUUGUAGUCUUGAAAAUAAGAAAAUACCUGAAAACUUUGAGAUGAAGGAGCUGAUUAAAACAGUGCUGAAUCCAGGGAUGGGCAAAAAACGAGCGCGCGAAUUGGACAUCGAUGACUUUAUUGAACUUUUAUAUGCAUUUAAUAAAGUAGGAAUUCAUUUUGCGUGAUUGUAUUUUGUACAAUAAAUUGUUUUGAUAACAACAACAAUA
Molecule: messenger RNA, 1428 nt
Organism: Microplitis demolitor
Lineage: Eukaryota; Metazoa; Arthropoda; Insecta; Hymenoptera; Braconidae
Product: probable dimethyladenosine transferase
Exons: 5
Coding region: 466-1386 (306 amino acids)
Biological process (GO): rRNA methylation
Cellular component (GO): mitochondrial matrix
Molecular function (GO): rRNA (adenine-N6,N6-)-dimethyltransferase activity
Source: RefSeq, a predicted model, not a curated record